Molecule: messenger RNA, 822 nt
Organism: Lolium rigidum
Lineage: Eukaryota; Viridiplantae; Streptophyta; Magnoliopsida; Poales; Poaceae
Product: transcription factor MYB1-like
Exons: 3
Coding region: 1-822 (273 amino acids)
Source: RefSeq, a predicted model, not a curated record
AUGGGGAGGAAGCCAUGCUGCUCCAAGGAGGGCCUGAACAGAGGGGCAUGGACAGCAAUGGAGGACGACAUCCUGGUGUCCUACAUCAACAAGCACGGCGAGGGGAAAUGGGGAAGCCUCCCCAAGCGAGCUGGGCUGAAUCGCUGCGGGAAGAGCUGCCGGCUGCGAUGGCUGAACUACCUCCGGCCGGGGAUCAAGAGAGGCAACAUCUCCGACGACGAAGAGGAUCUGAUCGUCAGGCUCCACAGGCUCCUCGGCAACAGGUGGUCGCUGAUCGCGGGGCGGCUGCCGGGGCGAACAGACAAUGAGAUCAAGAACUACUGGAACACCACCCUCAGCAAGAAGGUAAUGCUGCCGCCGCCGCCGCAAGGGAACAACCACAGCGGCUGCUCCAACAGCCUGCAGGCCGUCGCUUCGUCGAAGCCGGCGUCGCCACCCCCGCCUGAGGGUGCAGCGCCACCGGACACGAGCAGCCCGAUCCGGACCAAGGCGCUGCGGUGCACCACGGUGAUGGCAGCAGCAGGUCACGACCUUCCACUGGAGAACGCGGCGGCUGAAGAGACGACACCGGCUGAAGGCCAGCAAGAUUUCGCUGGAGACGACCUGUCGAUCGACCUCGAUUUGGACGGGAUCGAGCUGGGAUUCCUGCUCAGCCCGUGGCGCGGUGGUGCUGACGGCUUGGAGGCAGCGGGUGAUCAUGGUCUGUUCGGUGCUUGUGGAACUAAUCAGUCUGAUGACCUUGAGGAGCUGCUGGGACUCGGAGACGUCGAGAGCCAUGGUGGAGUGCCGUCGCUCGGAGACUUCGAAUUGCCGUGGCUUUGA